This is a messenger RNA of Lolium perenne, 1989 nucleotides long. RefSeq lists its product as uncharacterized. NCBI's taxonomy places the organism in Eukaryota, Viridiplantae, Streptophyta, Magnoliopsida, Poales, Poaceae. Gene Ontology annotation, biological process: mRNA pseudouridine synthesis; tRNA pseudouridine synthesis. Gene Ontology annotation, molecular function: pseudouridine synthase activity; RNA binding. Gene Ontology annotation, cellular component: nucleus. The record is from RefSeq and is a predicted model, not a curated record.
CUGUAGCACGCAUUCCCCUACGAUUGGAUUCCGCGGCCAUCCUUUUGCCGAUCCGCACCCAAACCCUAACCUUGUAAAACCCCUCCUCUCCGAUGGCCGCCGCCUCGCCGCCGCCCUCCCCGCCUCAUCCGAAGCGGCCCAAGAUGUCCUCCUCCUCCGACCCCGAGCCGGAGCCCGCCUCGCUAUCCGCCGCCGGCGCGGAUCCCGGGCAGGCUCGCCGCCGCUACAAGCGCCGCAAGGUGGCCAUCCUCCUGGCCUACCUCGGCGCGGGAUACCAGGGUAUGCAGAAGAAUCCGGGCGCCCGCACCAUCGAGGGCGAUCUCGAGGAGGCGCUCUACCAGGCGGGCGCCGUCCCCGAAGCCGAGCGUGCCGCGCCCGCCCGGUACGAGUGGGCACGCGCCGCGCGCACCGACAAGGGCGUGAGCGCCGCGGCGCAAGUUGUCUCCGGCCGCUUCUACGUCGACCCGCCGGGAUUCAUCGAGCGCCUAAAUGCCAAGCUCGCGCCACAGAUCCGGGCCUUUGGCUAUGUGCGCGUCACCAACUCGUUCAGCGCCAAGAAGUUCUGCGACCGCCGGAGGUAUGUGUAUCUGCUCCCCGUGUUGGCGCUCGACCCCAGCGCGCACCCCGACCGCGAGGCUGUCAAGGCGAGCGCCGGGAGUGGCAACGAACUUGCCAAGUGCUUGGAGUGCUCGGAGAGAGGCAGGAAAGUGCCAGAUAUUAUGGGCCGGGAGGGGAAGUUGCCCAACCCUGAGCAGGAGAAGGUUCUUGAUACUGCGGGAGGGGAAACUGUGCCAGCUCAUGGAGAAGUAGGAUCAAACGGGAAUGCAGAUUCUGUUUCAGCUAGCUCUGGUAAUGGAACACCAGCUCUGAAUGCUGAACCCGGAUCAAAUGAUGCAGAAAAUUGUGAUAUUGAACAAGCUGGCAGUACUUUCCAUUCCGAAGCUUUACCAACAAACCCCAGUGAGACUCUCUGUUCCGAUUCAACUGUAGGUUCAGUCAGUGUUGCUGCUUCAGUUGUAGCUGAGCCUGCAGCCAAUGAAGAGAAUAUGCAAGCUAUGGAUAUUCAGAAGGAAAAUGGAGAAGAAAGUCCCCAAAGCACAUUUGCUUACACUAAUGAAGUGAAAGAGAAGUUUAGUAGGAUCCUCAAGCAUUAUGUUGGAACCCGCAACUUCCACAACUUCACUACAAGAACUAAGGCUGAGGAUCCUGCAGCCAAGAGGUUCAUCAUUUCAUUCACUGCUGAUCGUGUUGUUAGCCUUGAUGGGAUUGAUUUUGUCAGAUGCGAGGUUGUCGGGCAGAGUUUCAUGCUUCAUCAAAUCCGGAAGAUGGUAGGCCUUGCUGUAGCAGUGAUGAGGAACUGUGCACCCGAGUCAAUAUAUGAUGUAGCAUUCCGCAAGGAUAUCAGACUUAAUGUGCCCACUGCACCUGAGGUUGGACUGCACCUAGAUGAAUGUAUGUUCACCUCAUAUAACAUGAAAUGGAAGGAUACACAUGAGGCAGUUUCAAUUGAACCCUAUGCUGAGGAUGCUGAAGAUUUCAAGAUCAAGUACAUAUUCCCUCAUAUUGCUGCAAUGGAACACAAGGAGGGAGCUGUAGCUCUCUGGUUGCACUCAUUGAACAGCAGGAACUAUCCAGAUUUCCGCUACAUGGAGACCACUGGAUCUGAGGCUAGGGUUGGGGCUGGAGUUGGGAAUAUAGAGGAAGCACUUGUUCCAGUUGUGGCUGUAAUUGAUAACAUGGAUAAAGCGCAAGAUCCAGUUGCGGCUGGAGUUGAGAAUAUUGAAGAAGCUCAAGAUCCAGUUGUGGCUGGAGUUGAGAAGGUGGAAGAAGCACCAGUGCCAAUUGAUAAUUAGAAUGCAGGUAAGAGCACACGGAAGAAUCCUGGAUGGCCCAUUGCCAAUACGUUCCACCAUUCUGCUUCUCGGUGAACACAAUUGAGUUCAGAUGUUAGUAGUUACUCCAAACUUAUCAUGGAUGUUCACGCUAAUA